Acomys russatus (golden spiny mouse) is the source of this 2026-nucleotide messenger RNA. It is a transcript of the gene Stk35, whose product is annotated as serine/threonine kinase 35. The transcript is spliced from 3 exons. The coding region runs from base 149 to 1228 and encodes 359 amino acids. Gene Ontology annotation, cellular component: autophagosome; cytoplasm. Gene Ontology annotation, molecular function: protein serine/threonine kinase activity; ATP binding. Gene Ontology annotation, biological process: peptidyl-serine phosphorylation; autophagy; axon extension. The record is from RefSeq and is a predicted model, not a curated record. Lineage: Eukaryota; Metazoa; Chordata; Mammalia; Rodentia; Muridae.
GAGGGCCCUCGGCACCAGUCGCGGGAUUUUGGCGCGCUCUUUUUGUUGGCUGGGUGUUCUCGCCGGUGAUUGGUUCCGGGCUGUCGCGGCUGCCGGGUCGGCCUCGGCCGUGCAGAGGCGGCGCCGCUGUCGGCUGGCCUCCUGGGGGAUGGGCCACCAGGAAUCUCCACUGACCAGGGCAGCGGCGGGAGGUGCAGCUUACAUAAAGAGGUUACGUAAAGUGCUCAGCUGGCGCGAACUCGAGGACGGCCACGGGAACCUGGAAGCCGAGGCCUCCCCCGGGAGCGUUGCUGUCAUCACAGGAGCCGCGCCGCGGCCGGCUACACGUCCAACCCGGCUCGGCAUCUCGCGCCCUACUCGCCUCGGCAGACAGCUCCGGCUUGGAACGGACCAUCCUCCGGCGCGGGCUCCAGCGGGGAACCGGUCCGCCCGGAAGAGGAACAGCGCCGGCCAGAUCACAAUCCAAGGUCCCGCUCCUCCGCAUCUCGGGGCUAGACGGAGGGAUGAGGCAGGGGGGCCCCGGGCGGCGCCGUUGCUGCUCCCCCCGCCCCCCGCAGCCAUGGAAACGGGGAAAGAGAACGGAGCCCGCAGAGGGACAAAAAGCCCGGAGCGGAAAAGGCGAAGCCCAGUGCAGCGGGUGCUCUGCGAGAAGCUGAGGCCGGCGGCCCAGGCCAUGGAUCCGGCUAUGGCCGAGGCCCCGGGCGAGGGCUUCCUGGCCCGGCGGCGGCCGGAUGGCGGCGGCGGCGGCGUUGGCCCUGCGCGGCCGCGCUACAGCCUGUUGGCGGAGAUCGGGCGCGGCAGCUACGGCGUGGUUUAUGAGGCUGUGGCCGGGCGCAGUGGGGCCAGGGUGGCAGUCAAGAAGAUCCGCUGUGACGCUCCCGAGAACGUGGAGUUGGCGCUAGCAGAAUUCUGGGCCCUGACCAGCCUCAAGCGGCGCCACCAGAAUAUCGUGCAGUUUGAGGAGUGCGUCCUGCAGCGCAACGGGUUAGCCCAGCGCAUGAGUCACGGCAACAAGAACUCACAACUGUACCUGCGCCUGGUGGAGACCUCGCUCAAAGGUCGAUCCUUCAGGACCCAGAGUCUCAUCAUGUCUCGGACAGAUGGCAGAGAGUACAGGUGGUGGCGAUCUCCUGACAGCUGGACCUCCCACAAUGUGAAGCUUUGCUUGGGUUUCCCUCUACCCUUUUCUUUUUCCUUUAUUAUAAUAAUUUUUUUUUUUAAACAUUAAACCAUCAAGACUUCUGAAGAGCAGAAGGCUACACUCUGGACAGGCACCUUUUUAUUGUUUGAGGUUUUUGUUUGUUUUUAAGAACAUUGAAUGUGGGCAAAACUUACGCAUAUAUUCACUGUUAAUCCAUUAAUUUCUUAAGUUAGGGAGCAGUUUUGGUUUUCUCUUUUAUGUUGUGUUUUCUUACACAUCUCUCAGUUCUGCUUUAGCAUCCCACUCCCCAAAGAAAUUCUGUCUGCCCAGGGUUUUGGUAUUUCUCCUGGAAAGGGAUACGAAGAUAUCAGGAAGCAGCUCUGAGUUGCCGCCUACCAGCUGUGGGAGCUGCGGGAGUCCUUGGAUGGGCUGGUCCUGCCAGCCCUCAUGCCCAGAUGGGAUCAGAGAUGACGCCUCUCAGAAGAGGAACACCAGGGCUUGCCCAGAAGGACUGUAGAAAGAAGACUGAAACCAUGGGUUUUGGUUUUCUUUAAGUUCUUGGGAGCCCCAGGCCACACUAGGCCUCACUGUCAUGGAAUUGUUUCCCUCUUCUGCCCUUCCAACUGGGGUCCCUGAGGAAGGAGAUCAAGAGUGAUUCCCCCGUCACCCCACCCCCGCCCUACUUUCACAAGCCUGUCUUCUGUUAGGACUGUUGAGCUAAUGCCUAGUCAGACAUUGUCUUCCUUGGCCUCUCGUCACUAUAUAAGGCCAAUACCUUUCGUCCUCUGCCUCCUGGAUUGUCUUCCCAGUGUGUUACAAGUCCAGCCUGUCACAGAGACCACCUCGGCCCCACGAUCCCGUUUCAGUCCUUGCAGACCCUCAGCU